Parnassius mnemosyne (clouded apollo) is the source of this 1161-nucleotide messenger RNA. Lineage: Eukaryota; Metazoa; Arthropoda; Insecta; Lepidoptera; Papilionidae. The record is from the annotation of a GenBank genome assembly.
AUGCGUCUUAUUCCAUGUAUAAAAUCUUACGACGAAGGAGUAGACCAUUCUAAACAGAUAGACCGAGAGAUCAAAGAAUGGAUCAAGACAUACAAUGAGGCAAUCAAAUUGCUGCUUUUGGGGACCGGGGAAAGUGGAAAGACCACCAUAAUAAAACAAAUGAGAAUUUUACAUAUAAAAGGUUUUUCUCACAGUGAGAGAAUGGCAAUGACAACGCAUAUUCAUUUUAACACUCACGAGGCAAUUUACGAAAUUAUUCAAAACAUGCCACCAUUGGGCAUCGGCUUACAAAAUCCUAAGAACGUCAGAGCUCAAGAGUAUCUACUAAAGGUUGGUCCGGAAGGCCCUCAGGAGUACAAUGAGGAAUAUUUCGACAACGUACGAGACUUAUGGCAAGAUGGCGGAGUGCGGGAAUGCUUCAAAAGAUCCAACGAGUAUCAACUGAUUGACAGUGCUGAAUAUUUCUUAGACAGGAUAGACCUAAUUGGGAAAGAAGACUACGUACCUUCGGACGCCGACAUAUUGAGGUGUCGACGGAAAACCACCGGCAUCCAGAAAAUCGAGUUCAAAGUUAAGGUGCCGAAGUCAGUCCAUGGUGGCAUUCAGGAGUUCUGGAUGUUUGACGUAGGCGGGCAGAGGGGAGAGAGGAAGAAGUGGAUACAAGUAUUUGAAGGGAUCCACGCAAUCUGGUUCGUGGUGGCGUGCAGCGACUUCGACCAGACGUUGAGGGAGGACAACUCUCAGAACCGACUUAAAGAAGCGCUUAUCCUGUUCGAGGAUGUCUGGCAAAGCAGAUUUCUCCUCGAGGCAGGACUGAUUGUGUUCCUCAACAAGCAGGACCUUCUGGAGACUAAGAUCAAGCAGGGCAGGAGUAUAGCGCCAUAUUUCCCAAAGUACAACCACUUUGAGGCUCCCGGAGACGAAUAUACGAGGACCAAGUUAUUUAUUAGAAGUCUUUUUGCGAACCUGACGAAUAAGAAGCGGGAACGUCGCGAGGUGAUUGCGUCUGCAGAGAGAUUCGUGGUCCUGGAGGCGAGUCGCGCGCGUGAAUGUUACUUCCACUUCACCACUGCUACUGACACAGAUAACGUGCGCACCGUCUUUCGCGACGUUCACCAGAUGAUCCUCACGCACAUACUCAGCAACAUUGGUGUCUAUUGA